AUGGGACGUUUGCGAGCGGCAGUUGAGGGUUCCCCAGAAGUUGAGAUUCUCGACGAUUCUGAUGCAGCCAUUGUCCGGUUAAAGCUAGUGGUCAAGUUGCCGCUGUCAAUCGUGAGGAAGGCGGUGGAAUCGAAUGCUUCAGCUGACCUCGUCAUAGAGUCUCAGGUGGAAGCCGUGCUAGAAAAUGUGAUACAGGAUGUCGCGAAGGAUCACAUAGUCACUGAGAAAUCGACUUCUCUCCCUCCUCCUGGGCUCGGUCCGGCCUACUGUGCCGACGAUUCCAGUGCAUCCACUGGCCACGACAUUUGGAGCUUGAGCGGAGGAGCUGAGCCUGAGGACCCGUUCGAUAGAGUGCCUGUGAGAGCGUGCAAGGCAGAACCCCAUUACCACGACUACACCGAGAGGUUCAAAUGGGACUGGAAUUCGGCACGGUACAUGCUGCGGGAUGCCGAGCAAAGGAACCACCAGCGGCAGGAGCAUCUCAAGGAAGCCUAUGUGAAGUUACAUUGCCAAAAUGCAGCCUCGGGUGNNNNCGGUAGAAAAUUUAAAAAAAAGCAUUUUCUCAAAAGAAGUUGGUAA
Molecule: messenger RNA, 579 nt
Organism: Perkinsus marinus ATCC 50983
Lineage: Eukaryota; Perkinsozoa; Perkinsida; Perkinsidae
Exons: 6
Coding region: 1-579 (192 amino acids)
Source: RefSeq, a predicted model, not a curated record